UGGACUUUUUGACGGCAACCAUUUCACCACCAAAAGAUACUGCCACGACACUCCUUUAUUUCUACUUCUCGGUCUCAAUCUUCAUCUCUGCUCAACAAAGACUACGCUCGCUCGCUUUGCGCAUCUUUGACAAUGUUGGACAAAAUCGUCGGUCUCGCCAUGCUCGUGGCCGCUUCCGUCGUCUUCACCUACUACACCAUCUGGACUCUUCUCAUGCCCUUUGUCGACGACGAUCACCCUCUCCAGAACUUCUUCCCCCCUCGCGUUUGGGCCAUUCGCAUCCCCGUUAUUAUCAUCCUCCUCGGUUCCGCUGUUGUUGGCUCAUUCCUCGGCAUGGUUAUGAUUCGGAGCAACCAGAAGAAGGCUGCAAAGGCCAAGGCUGCCGCUAAGAAGGCCAACUAGGAAGGCCAACUAGACGACGACAUGUCGAUUAUAUACUUGUAAUCAUUCAGUGUCUUUUAAUGGCGUUGUUUCGCCCAAGACCUAAUCACACUAUGGGACUUUGGAGUCUCAGGCCAAUGUCUUAAUGCAGAAGAGAUGAACACUACAGGAAAUGGGUAUCUAAUCUUUUUCUAUUUAUAAU
Messenger RNA from Fusarium oxysporum Fo47, 583 nucleotides. RefSeq names its product dolichol phosphate-mannose biosynthesis regulatory proteins DPM2. Lineage: Eukaryota; Fungi; Ascomycota; Sordariomycetes; Hypocreales; Nectriaceae. Gene Ontology annotation, cellular component: endoplasmic reticulum membrane; dolichol-phosphate-mannose synthase complex. Gene Ontology annotation, molecular function: enzyme regulator activity. The coding region runs from base 133 to 402 and encodes 89 amino acids. The transcript is spliced from 3 exons. The record is from RefSeq and is a predicted model, not a curated record. Gene Ontology annotation, biological process: GPI anchor biosynthetic process.